This is a messenger RNA of Pocillopora verrucosa, 1491 nucleotides long. Lineage: Eukaryota; Metazoa; Cnidaria; Anthozoa; Scleractinia; Pocilloporidae. The record is from RefSeq and is a predicted model, not a curated record.
AUGACGUCUCCCUUUGUUGAGCCUCUCCCCAAAAAGAAGAGAAGGAAAGGUCCUGAUGAAGAGAUCACAAAAAAUGUUGUUGUUUUGAGAAGUAAUCAAGUUUGCGAAAUGGAUGGUGUUGUGUUGAUGCCCAAAACUACUCUCGACAUGUCCAGCAUAAAGAAAUCAGGACAGUCAAAGAAAGUAACGUUUACAAAAAGCACUUCAUCAAGAGAUAUGCAAAGAAAACUGGAGGAGAAGUUUCCUUUCCUCGAGGAAGCCAAUGAAAGAUUUUACUGUGCAAAAGCAGUGGAAAAUAGAUCAAAAUUGGAUUUUUGUGGUGAUCGUUGUGUAUGGAGUGGGGCAUUCAUCAAUAAAAACAUUACAGGGAACUCAGCACUUUACAUCUAUUGUGAGGAAGAGAAAGAGGGAGAUUCUGGCCAUUACUCUUCAGACUCUGACCUGUCAGUUGCUCCUGUGUAUGGAAAUUGCCUUGUUACUGCAGCAUCCCAGGGCUGUAAAAGGUUCCAAAGUGAACCUUGUUCUGCUGCUGAAGGUCUUCAUGUGACUGACAAAGAGACAUUGAGAGCAGUAGAAAGUCAGAAGUGUGGAACAGUUAUAGAAAGUGAUAGAAAUUAUACAUUUUGUAGUCAGCUGGAAGAUGUCAAAAUUGGUUCAGCUCCCCUAGCAAUACAGCCUCAGGAUGUAAAAACCUGCUCAACAACACAAGUCACUGAAAAUGAGGCCAGUGUUUGUGCUGUGACUGUGGAAAGGGAACAGCACCAGUGUUCAGUGUUGAUAGCUCCAGAGGCUGAGAAAGAGCAAAUACAAGACUUUGGCCAGCUCUCCACAGACUUGAUGCAGUCAGGAGAACAUUUUAUACUUUCACCAGUAUGUUCUAACAGAAGUGAUGUUACAAAAAUAGUUCCAAUGACAUUGCCACCAGCACUGCAACCAACCCUUCCAACAGGUGAUUUACCAGAGCAGAUAAAUUCUUCCACCCUUGCAUCUCAUUUGAAAAGUUUACAAAUCUCUAGUAGAGAUACAGAGAUCCAGAAGUCAUAUGAUCAGGCUUCAACAGAGACAUUCACAGCAAAAGGGAGUCAAAGUGCUCAACAGCUAAGGCAGCCUCAGUAUCCAAAAACUCAAGUUCCUGCUAAUGAAGCCAGCUUAUCUGCUCUGACUAAAGACAACCAGCAAAACACAUCUGGGACUAUUGGGGCUUUUGAUGAUCAGAUCAUUGAACUGUUAGCUUCUUUUGAGUGUGAGGCAAAUUCUUCUGCUCAAAAUUUAAUGGAUGUUGCAAGGAGAGAAGAGUGGUUGAAGCAAUAUGAUUAUGAGGUUGUCAUAAAUCCAAAAGAGAGUCCUCUGCAGGGAGGAGCCCCCUGUAUUUUCACCUUCAAACCUGAGCUGCCAUCAGAUGUUGAUGUCAAAGCUUCCUUUGGUAAUAUAGAACCAAUUAUACUAGUGAAGACAAUACUUGGCUACAUUUGUAAAAUUCCAGGUUUGUAA